Messenger RNA from Puntigrus tetrazona (Sumatra barb), 4821 nucleotides. RefSeq names its product v-maf avian musculoaponeurotic fibrosarcoma oncogene homolog K (gene mafk). Lineage: Eukaryota; Metazoa; Chordata; Actinopteri; Cypriniformes; Cyprinidae. Gene Ontology annotation, biological process: regulation of transcription by RNA polymerase II. Bases 189 to 662 code for a protein of 157 amino acids. Gene Ontology annotation, cellular component: nucleus. The record is from RefSeq and is a predicted model, not a curated record. Gene Ontology annotation, molecular function: RNA polymerase II cis-regulatory region sequence-specific DNA binding; DNA-binding transcription factor activity, RNA polymerase II-specific. The transcript has 3 exons.
GGAAUGUUGAUACAUUGUUGUUGUUUUGUAGUUAAUUUAGUUCAGGGAAACAUUUCGCUUCGGUUGCAGGACGCGAGGCAAAGCUCGACCUGUUGAUUCCAGGACACUUCUCAGGCAUCCUGCGCAUCCCAGACACAGAUUCCCCGUUCACGAGACAGAUUUUUGAGGAGUUCUGACUAGCUGCUUGUAUGCAGGGUAUGACGACUCAUUUUAAAGCGGGCAAAGCUUUAAAGGUCAAGAAGGAGGCGGGUGAGAAUGCCCCAGCGCUCAGUGACGACGAGCUGGUGGCCAUGUCGGUGCGGGAGCUCAACCAGCACCUGCGCGGGUUGACCAAGGAAGACGUGGUCCGGCUGAAGCAGCGCCGGCGCACGCUGAAGAACCGCGGUUACGCUGCCAGCUGCCGCAUCAAACGCGUCACGCAGAAAGAGGAGCUGGAACGGCAAAAAACAGAGCUGCAACAAGAAGUGGACAAACUGGCUCGUGAAAACGCCAGCAUGCGUCUGGAGCUGGACGCGCUUCGUGCCAAGUACGAGGCCCUGCAGUGCUUCGCCCGGACUGUCACCCGCGGGCCUCCCGGUAAGGUGGCCACCACCAGCGUCAUCACUAUCGUCAAGUCUGCCAAUCACAGCCCAAGCUCCGCCCCGUUUUCGGCGCCCUCGUAGUGCUGAUUGACAGCGCCUGCCCAGCUCCUCCUGGUCCAAUCCGGCUCUGAACCUAGACUGGCCCUCGGGCCCGCGGGGGAAGGCGGAGGCCUUAAUCUUUGCGUGACUACAACAGGCUGCAUCUAUUUUUUUUUUCCACUUCUCUUUCUUUUUACACACUCACAAACACACAUGCAUACAAACACACAUCUAUAUUGUCUGUGCACUGUGCUAUAACCUCCGGCACCGGCAGGGCACAUCGACCGCUCUUUCAACUUCACCACACGCUAAGACUUAGCAGAGAUGAGCACUUGAGUUAAAGUGUGAGAUGUACUUGACUUAACCUGCCGUGGCAGCACUGGUUCGACAGCUAUAAUGCCCGUUACUCAUUGCAUAGGCGCCUGAAAGGAAUAUAUAUAAUGUAUCAUUAUAGGACAUAAUUAUUAUGCAUAUUAAUAUUGUAACCAUAGACUACUGUUCAAAAGUUUGGGAUCAGGGCACAGGACAAUAUUUGGCUGAGAUACAGCUAUUUGAAAAUCUGGAAUCUGAGGGUGAAAAGAAAUAUUAAUAUGUUAAAUAUUAUAAAAUACUACGAAAAAAGCCUUAAAACUGUCUAAAUUAAGUUCUUACCUAUGCAUAUUACUAAUCAAAAAUUAGUUUUUUGACAUGUUUAUGUUACAAAUAAACCCGUGCUACUUAUGACUGCUUUUGGGCUCCAGGGUCACACUGAUCACGCUUCACAGUAAAGACAGUAUUCAUCGAACGAAUCUUGAAAUUAAUGGUUUCCACAAAAAAUAUUAAUAAUAUUAUAAACUGUUUGCUACACUGAUAAUUGUAAGCAGCAAAUGAAAGAUUUCUGAAGGAUCACGUGACACCGAAGAAAAAUUUUCAGCUUUGAAAUGUUAAUAAUGUUUCACCGUGUGAACGUUUUACAGUAUUUUAAGCCAAAUAGAUCAGGUCAAACAGGCUUGGCAAGCAAAGUCAUAAUUAUUACGCGACCCCAAACUUUUGAACAGGAACGUUUUUUUUUGUGAUGUCAUCUUGCGUCAUGAAAUACGUUGGCAUAAAAUCAUAAACCGUAACUAAAAGACCGGCAGUUCUGAUCCUGGUCAAAAAUCAGGUGUGACAGACACAGUCCAAAGUUGAGAAUGACGUUAUCGAUAUCAAGGGCAAAUUCUUAUCCUGAAGCGUUACAUUACUGAUAAACAGUGCAAACCAUCCAAUGGGAAAUGAGCCAAUCCUCUUAGUCAGCAGUUUAAACAUAGGAAUCCCAAAUGGGAAAACGGCACUUAUUUUAACUGUUGAGUUACAGUAUAAUACUAUGAAGCACUUGCAAAGCAGACUGACAUGUGAAUAUUCAAGAUUGAAAUUACAGAGUAACUGAGUUUCUAGAAAAGGGCACUUCAUGGAGGUUUUUUUUUAUUAUUAUUGUUGUAUUUGUUUUAUGAGAGGUUAGUUAGCAUAAAGUUAAUUAUCCUCAAAGUGUAACGUGUUGAUGAUAACAUCCGAGCGGCACAUCUGUGUUGUCCGUUAUCUCAAAGAUAUGCAGUUUUUCCUGACCUGUCUCUCUAUACGACACCAUAAAAUGGUAGGUAAUCCAUAUUGGAUUUUGCGAUAACAGGAGCUGUCUUGGCAAAAACAGAAAAAAUGCGGUUCAGUUAUAACCUGUAUAUUACAGAACUGAGUUAAAGCUUAAAAAGAAAAAAAAAAAAAAAUCACGUCGAAGUUAAGCUCCCAGCUUCGUAUAGAAAAUUCCGUCCGCUCAGAAAGCAUUCCUACUGCUAAGUCACAAAAGGUGCCACUGCCGGUGUUGGUAACCCUGAUUAAAAUGUACAUAAAAUGCAAAUAUUUGAUAUUUCGACACAGACACUUUGGCUAAGGAGAAUCCUGGUGUCCUAAAACUGGUUCAAAGCCUUAAACAUUAACGCACCGUCUGUAUUUGGUAAACCUAAUCAUUAAACUGAAGGAGGCUGAAAUCAGGAUUGUCUCUUACCUAAGUGGCUAUGACUGUUCGUUUGAGCCCUUCCACCACUGCAGGAAGCAUUAGAGAGGUGUCGUGCUGCUGGGAAGCCCACUGUUUGCCCCACAUCUCUGGGGUCCUGUUGUGCUCUUCGUACUUUUAUAUCUCCACAAGUGUUUUAUACGUUUCUUUAUCCCCAAACAUAAUCUAGAUCUGAUGUUUCCCAUUGAUUCUAUAGUUUUUAUGUAUCCAGGACAUGAAAUGCCUUCAAGAGUGGUGUGAUUGUUGUACUUUUUUUUUUUUUAAUAAUUAGUGGUUUAUUUAACUGAUUUUAGUUUAGAUGUCCAAUAGAAGAAAGCCCCACUCUCAGUUCCUUUAAGUCAGUACAUAAACUCCACACGCUAUUAGUUUUUUGGUGAAUGGUAGUGUUCGUAUGAUAUCGUGGAUCUUUAUUUAAAGAGUGCAUAUUUUAAGAACACACAGUUUCAGUAUUCAUCAUUUAUUUGCCAUUGUUUUUUGGUCCUGCAGUCAGCAUUUCAAACCUUUUUGUUUGCGAGAGCAAGUUGUGCAGUUCUUUUAAAUGUGACCACAGCUCUGGUUGGCAGAUCCUCUUUUCUGGACUUAUUGGUUUUUAAAUUGCUGUCUAUACUUUCCCUUUAGGCCACAAAAACCUAUUUAGAGUAAAAAAAAAAAACUAAACAGGAAUUUUCCAUUCGACACGUUGUGGCCAAUUUCUGUUGUUCCUCUAAGACUUAAUACAUGACAUAAUAUUAUAAUUUACUUCCCUUCGUAGGAAGUGCAAUGUGUCACUUCUUCUUUAUGGAAUUACAGUGACUGAGAAUACAACUAUACUUUUUUUUUUUUUUUUUUUUUUUAAAGAGGAAUUGACGAAACAGCUAUUUCUGUGCUUUACACUGACAUCUGGUGGUGAUUUGUAUGUCUCUGUUUUUCAAAAUGCUGUGAUCAAAUGCUGAUGACACCAAGAGCUAUCAUUUCUUGGACUAUUUGAGGCAUUGCUGUGUUUGCUUUACUGUGUUCAUUUCAGCUGCCACCAAAGCCAUAACCCGCCUGUGCGCUUUUUUUUUUUUUUUUUUUUUUUUUUAAAUUCACUUAAUUUCUGUUAUUUUAAUAUUUUUAUUGCGAGUUAAAUAAAACUACACCCUUUAGUAACUGAACUGUAAUGCCAGACUAAUAAGAACCGAACAUGCCCUCGCAGAACUAUUUUAGAAUUUUACAGGGAUGCCAGUGUUUUUAGCCAGUUUCUUUGUAGUCGUUUCUGUAGAUUUAACAACAAAAUGAGUAAUGACAGAGGCAUUACAGGUCAUCUUGUGACUGAGGCCUGUAGACAUUUCCCUAUUUUCAAGCAGUUUUGUGCAGUAAACGUUCCUUUUUAAACACAGUUAGACGGUGAAAAUGGUCUUUAAACUAAGUGGGUACUUUUUCCUGUCUCUUUUUAUAAAUUCUCUGUAUGCUGUAUGUGGCCUUUUGGGCUGAAUAGGAUAAAUUAUUCUAUAUUUUACAUAUGAAUAUAUCUAUUUUUCAAAGUAUAUUAUAUGUGCUCAGUCAGUCCUUAAAAGCUAUUUACCAUGAACGCACAUAGGAAUUUUAACCAAUGCUCUUUAAAACACACUUGCCUAUAAAAAUCUUAGAGAAACUCCAUGACAUAUAAAGUAUGCUGCUCCAAAUUAUUACUUUAUAUUUGUCAAUGUUAAGAUGAAACUGUAAGGUAUUGGGGGAAGUAGUCAUGUUAUUUGUAGUUAAAAAUAGUGCCUUUAACAUUGAGCUCGUCAUCAUUUAAGUACUGUAUGAAUGGGUGUGGUUGUUUGUAAAAUCAUAUUUCCAUGUGCAACCACGCUGAACAGAUUUGCCUGUUUGAUAGGUCUCGUAGGCGUAAUUGUUGUGCUAUGCAUAAAAUAGCGAUUGUAAAUGCGGGCACCACGAAAGGCAGCAAAAAAAAUAGGCUUAGAUUGAGCAUAUUCAUGAUUCUCAAUAAUCUGCUUGUAUCACAUUGAUCUUUGGUAUUUAUUUUGUUUUGUUUUUUUUAUUUUCAACAUCUAAAUUAUUUUAUUUACAUUCUUCCGUUUUCUUUUUAAAUGAACUACCCUCGUGUACAAAUGAAAACGUUUUUUCCAUUCUGGCUAAAUUUGAGGUGGUAAAUUAUUCCUGUACAAAGUCUGCAGUGUUUGUUUUGUACUUUUAAAUAAAGCUUUUCUCAUGUAA